Messenger RNA from Theobroma cacao (cacao), 5379 nucleotides. RefSeq names its product Heat shock protein DnaJ with tetratricopeptide repeat-containing protein (gene TPR15). Lineage: Eukaryota; Viridiplantae; Streptophyta; Magnoliopsida; Malvales; Malvaceae. The record is from RefSeq and is a predicted model, not a curated record. Gene Ontology annotation, molecular function: protein binding.
ACCACGUCCAGAAGCCAGCAGUCCAACUUCACACCCUUUACUUCAUAACUACGUAAAACCCUGCCUGCCACAAGGUUGUUUUUUUAAAGUUUUCUUAUCAAAGAAAACUCCGAGAAACCAACAAUGUCGCCGGCCGCCGUCGAAAUCCGAUCACCGGAUACCUUCUCUGCCAAGGCUAAACCCUCCUCCACUUCCCAAAGCCCUAACUCUAACCCCGACUUCACUGCGUUUCCUCCAACCGACCACUCCCAAAUGAAUUCUUCGAGUUUCGGCAAUGCGGGGGAGUUCGAUUGCGGCUUCAGCUUUGCUUCCUGGAACGGCCACCAUCCCAAGUCGGCCGCAUCUGUUCGGCCCCGACCGAGGCUGGUCAAGAUUAGGAAGCAGUUGAAUGGCAAGGUGAGAACCGGGCAGAGCGAGGUUGGGUCCGGUUUCAAUCCGUUUAGGCAAGCCAGUCAAGAUUCGGGUCGGGUAAGCAGUUGCGCUAAUCUAUCAUCAUCUGGGUUUUUGAAAAGUUUAAAUAGAGCAAACAAUGAUAGUAACAACAAUAAUAGUAAUAAUAGUAUUAAUAAUUUUAGUUUUUUAUUUGGUGGUACUGAUGGAUGUGAUAGAGAAUCUACUGGAAAUGUUGAGGUUGAGAAUGGAAAUGAGGAGCCUGCUAGAGAGUUUGAGAAUGAGAAUGUGGGUUUUGUAUUUGAUGCAAAUUUGCGUGGUGGCAUGGAGAAAUUGGGUUCUUAUAAGUGUGGGAAGUUUGGUUUUGUUUUUGGUGCUAAUGGGAGUGAUGAAGGGGUGAAACCAAAUUCGGGAAAAGGAGAAACCAGUGAUUUUAGGGUGACUUUGGAUGGUCGUGGGGCGAAGAUGAAAGUAGAGACUGGUGCGCAGGGUAGUAAAGAUUGUAAUUUGGAGUUUACUUUUGGUACAACUAAGAGUCAUUUAGCAUCAAAUUUCGAUUCUGAGAAGGGAAAGUUUGGUGAGACUCUCAAAGAGCCAGAUUUUAAUGGUGUAGGUUUUGUGUUUGGUUCUAGUCAGAGUGAUUUGAAGUCAACUUCCAAUGCUGAUAAGAUUGAAUCUACUAUUUUUCUAGGGGGAUCAAGUUCUGUGUUUGGUGCUAAUCACCUAAAUUCAUCAUCAGAUUUUAAUUUGGAAAGGAGAGAAUCUUGUAAAAACUUUGGACAAUCAGUUUCUGGUGAUUUAGGGAAGAUGAAUAUAGAGGGUGAAACAGAGUCCCAGAAAAUGGAAUCCACUACAGUUAAUUUUAAUGCUAAAGGAAAUGAGAGCUUGAAUGAGGAUUCUGAUAAUGGUUUCUUUGUGUUUGGUGCUACUAGCAUUAAAGGUUCCUGUUCUAAUGAAUGCAAAGAUGGAAUUAAUUCAACCAGUGAAACUUUUGGAGUUUCUGCUAGCAAUGGUUGGUGUAAGGAUGUUUCUGAAAAUAGCAAGAAUAUUGGUAGUUCUUCUAAUGCAAACUCAAUAUAUACACUGCAACAUGAUUUAAAGAAGCUAAAUAUAAGUUGUCACAAAAAGGUUGGUGGUUCUGACACAACUGAGGAUUCAGAUACAAACGUGACAUCUGAGACCAUAUUUGUGUUUAGUAGCAGUGAGAAGGCCUCUGGCCCUUCAAAACAGGCACCAGAGAGUGGUCCUUCUGCAGCUGUGGAGAGAACUGUUGAGGAUAAUUCCAAUAAUGGUAAUGUGAAUGGUGCUGUAUCUUGUAAUAGCUGUAAUGAAGAUAAUGUUGGAAUCUCUGGUUCCAAACCAUCUAAAUUUAAGGCAAGUAUUGUUAAGACUUCUGAAAUUGAAAAGUCUUAUCAAGGUCAUGUUAAAGAUGAUGUAGAGAUGAAUGGAACAGAUGCAUGGUCAUCGCUCGAUCCCAACUCAAAGGGAAAUAGUGGUGUAUUUGAAGCAACAUCCAUGGUUGGCAUUGAAAGGAAUGAUGGAAGUUGUUCAACUGGCACUCCAGAUCAAUCAGGGAUUUCAUUCAGUGAUUUCAAGACACCUCAAUGGGACCCUUCUUCCUUUAAAGCAAAUCUAUUUCCUGAAGUGGAUAGGAAAUUGGAAUUUGGUGAAAAAAGUGGCUUAACUAAGGAGAAAAAAUUAAAGAAAAUGAGAGGGAAGUUGAAGAAAUCUUGUCUGCAUAAGCAUUGCUCCAAGCAGCAUCAUGUGCCAAAGGAAAGCAUUUCUCAGGAAAAUCAAGACUCCUCUCAAUGUUAUUCACCCAUGGAUUUUUCUCCUUACCAAGAAACUACAGCAGCUGAUCAAUCAUCAAAGGAAACUCCUCAGGCAUCAGAAGAGGCCUCCCCUUUAGAAUAUAAUUUUAUUCCCUCUGCCUUGCAUUCAUCUACUCUCACUGAAUGCCCAGCAACUGCACAAGAAGGAUCAGAUUGUAAUGAAGGAGAUCAGAAAUGUUGUGAGCCAGAUGAAGAGAGUUUUGUGUAUGAUCACGAGAGAAUCAUUGUUGGUGAUGAUCCUUCAAAAGAAUCUGUUUGUGAAGCAGAAACUGCCUCCAAUUGUAGUAGUAGUGCUCCUAGUAUUGGUGAAGCAGAAGGUAUCAAGGGGACCCCGGUAAAUAAUCAUACAACACGGUCUUGUUUUAAUUCUGGCUUGGAAGACAAGAAAAAUUUUACCUUUUCUGCGACAUCAACUUCUGGGCAAGGUAGUUUGUCAUUUAGAAAGCGUCAGCUUCGAAAGAAAAGUAAGGUGAAAAUUGGUAAUGCUUCAUUCAUUAUCACUCCAAGCCCAGAUGUUAAAGGAGGGUGUUCCUCUGUCCAAUUUUCAUCCUCUGAGCCAGCACAGUGUCAACAAAAAGAUAAGUCUACAUACCAUAGCGAAGAGGAGAAUGAACAGUUCAAACCAAGGUCUAACUGCUCUACUGCUGCAGUCCAUGAAGCCUGUGAGAUGUGGCGACUUAGGGGAAAUCAAGCUUAUAGAAGUGAUAAUCUGUCUAAAGCUGAGGAAUUUUACACACAGGGGAUCAACUGUGUCCCCUCAAAUGAGACUUCAAGGUGCUCCAUCAAGCCUCUUGUCCUUUGCUAUAGCAACCGUGCAGCCACCCGGAUAUCUCUUGGAAGGAUGAGAGAAGCUUUGGCAGACUGUCUGAUGGCUACUGCUCUUGAUCCCAAUUUUCUCAAAGUUUAUGUCAGAGCUGCCAAUUGUCACCUUUUGCUGGGGGAAACUGAUGUUGCCAUACGGUAUUUCAGUAAGUGCUUAGGUUCAGGAGCUGGUGUGUGCUUGGAUCGCCGAAUUACAAUAGAUGCUGCAGAUGGCCUCCAAAAGGCUCAGAGAGUGGAUGAGCUUACAGAUCGUUCUGCAAUACUUUUGGAGCAGAAGUCGUCCGAUGCAGCAUCUAGUGCAUUAGAUAGAAUUGCCGAGGCCUUGUCUAUUAGUUCAUAUUCUGAAAAAUUGCUUGAAAUGAAAGCAGAGGCUCUUUGUAUGCUGAAGAAAUAUGAAGAGGCAAUUCAGUUGUGUGAGCAAUCUCUUUAUGUUGCUGAAAAGAAUUUUUCUAAAGGAGAGACUGAUAACCAGUUAGCAAGCAUAGAUGGUUCGGGAUGUUAUUCUAUUGCAAUGCUGUGGAGGUGGCACUUGAUGUCCAAAUCAUACUUCUAUAUGGGAAAGCUUGAGAAGGCACUUGAUUUACUUCAGCAGCUUGAGCAAGUGGGAUCUGUGAAGGACAAGCAUGGAAGCAAAAUUUUGGAAAUGUCUGUUACAUUGGCUGUUACCAUUCGAGAACUUUUACGCCUUAAGAAUGCAGGGAAUGAAGCAGUUCGUUCUGGUAGGUAUACAGAAGCGGCAGAGCAUUACACUAUUGCUUUGUCAAUCAAUGUUGAGUCACGGCCUUUUGCAGCUAUAUGCUUUUGCAAUCGUGCUGCUGCGCGCCAAGCUUUGGGUCAAAUUGCUGAUGCAAUUGCUGAUUGCAGUCUAGCAAUGGCCCUUAAUGAAAAUUAUACAAAGGCAGUUUCGAGGAGAGCAACGUUACAUGGGAUGAUCAGAGACUAUGGACAAGCAUCUAGUGAUCUUCAAAGACUUAUUUCCACUCUUGAAAAGCAAUCUGAUAAAACAUCUCACCAGUCUGGUGGUCAGGAUAGAACUACUGGCAACACAAAGGAGUUAAGGCAAGCUCAAUGUCAGUUAUCAUCCAUGCAAGAAGAAGCUAAAAGGGGAAUCCCUUUAGAUCUAUACCUCAUUUUGGGAGUUAAACCAUCUGACUCUACAUCUGAUGUUAAAAAGGCAUACCGCAAAGCAGCGCUCAGGCAUCACCCUGACAAGGCUGGUCAAUUUCUGGCGAGGAGUGAGAGUGGAGAUGAGGGGAGACUCUGGAAGGAAAUUGCUGAGGAAGUUCACAAGGAUGCUGACAGGCUGUUUAAAAUGAUUGGAGAGGCAUAUGCCAUACUAUCAGAUACUUCUAAGCGGUCAGAAUAUGAUCUUGAAGAGGAAGUCAGAAAAGCUCCCAGGGAAAGCAAAGGCAGUCCUUAUGAAAGACCACCAGAUGAGUAUGACUAUCCUUUUGAGAGGAGUUCAAACAGACGAUAUUGGCGGGGGAAUUGGAAGACGUAUAGAAAUUCUCAUUCUCGAUGGUAAGAGGCCUAGAGAAGGAUUAUGCUCUUUGCCCAUGUAUUUCCAAUUUUCAUUAAGAAAUUGGAGCAACUUCUACAUAGCACAAGGUCCUUGAUGGUUCCAUGAGAAAUGAUUGCCAUUGGUUUGGUCAGGUAAUGAACACAAUUUUAGAAUGGAUACCUUUUAAGAAGUGUAGCAAUGGGUCUAAGAUCAAUAACUUUAUGCAGAUGCUGCUGGCAUUGAGUGUAUGCAGCUAAAAAGUCAAGAGUGGCAAGAAGAAUUACAGUUUUGAAUCUUGAUGCGUCGUCGCUAUUUAUAGAUGCCCCUAGAAGGCACUUUGAGCACUGCUCAAGUUAAUUUUAGGAUUGAAAAAGAAAGAGUUUGGUGCUUUGGACUUUUGAAACUCAUAAAUGAGUGUGCAAAACGUAAUGAUCAUUGAUUUUAUAGUCAUGAAGAAAAUAGAAGAUACAUAUUCCAUUGUGAAUUGAUGUCGUUGCUGCCUAGCUGUCUGCGUAAGACGGGUGGACGUUGCUUGAUGUUCAUGAUGGUUUGGUUCAUUCUUUUUCCCGCUGCAUAUAAUGGAACGCUACAUCGACUAUAAAAUAAUAAGAAGUGAAAGAAUCUGUGAAGUUAGGGAGGAGAGGAAUCCUGGUGGUAAGCGAGGGGAUUGAUGAUUUAAUAAGUCGAGGCCUCCAGGGUGAUUGAAUUUGGAUGUUUGGGUCUUCAAUGAACUAAUUAUUCAGAAACAAGCUUAAUGCUAGAGCUCUCUACGCCCAUUUGAUGGCCUACCCUGUGUGUCUGAUUCGAUUCAUGAGAAAAAGUUUCCUUCACUUA